This is a messenger RNA of Manihot esculenta (cassava), 1531 nucleotides long. RefSeq names its product probable voltage-gated potassium channel subunit beta. Bases 231 to 1217 code for a protein of 328 amino acids. The record is from RefSeq and is a predicted model, not a curated record. The transcript is spliced from 5 exons. Lineage: Eukaryota; Viridiplantae; Streptophyta; Magnoliopsida; Malpighiales; Euphorbiaceae.
AAAUUCAUCCGAUUCUCACAGGAAGCUAAAGUCUAAUUGUGAGAAAAAGAUCACAGCCAAAAUCGACUAAUCCAUCCACGUGCUGAUUAAACCAAACCCCAUAUACACUAACCACACACAAACAUUUCCUCCUUACUUUACAGUCUGUUUCAUCUCUGCACCCCAAACUCCAUUUUUUUCAAAUUUCCCUCACCGAUCGCUUCAUCUCUGUUUCCCUCUCCCUUCCAAAAAUGCAUUACAAGAACCUGGGUCGCUCAGGCCUCAAGGUCAGCCAGCUUUCCUAUGGCGCAUGGGUCAGCUUCGGCAAUCAGCUCGACGUCAAGGAGGCCAAGUCCCUCUUGCAGUGCUGCCGUGACCACGGUGUUAACUUCUUUGAUAACGCCGAGGUUUAUGCUAAUGGAAGGGCCGAGGAGAUCAUGGGUCAAGCGAUCCGUGAGCUUGGAUGGAAGCGCUCUGACAUAGUUGUCUCUACCAAGAUCUUUUGGGGAGGUUCUGGUCCUAAUGAUAAGGGCUUGUCCAGGAAACAUAUUGUGGAGGGUACCAAAGCUUCGCUCAAGAGGCUGGAUAUGGAUUAUGUUGAUGUGAUUUACUGUCACCGGUCAGACUCCUCGACACCAAUUGAAGAAACAGUAAGGGCAAUGAAUUAUGUGAUUGAUAAGGGUUGGGCGUUUUAUUGGGGGACCAGUGAGUGGUCGGCACAGCAGAUCACUGAAGCAUGGGGCAUUGCAGAAAGAUUGGACUUAAUGGGGCCAGUUGUGGAGCAGCCAGAGUAUAAUUUACUGUCUAGACACAAGGUUGAGUCAGAGUACCUCCCUCUGUACACCAACUAUGGCCUGGGUCUCACCACAUGGAGUCCACUUGCAUCUGGGGUGCUAACUGGAAAGUAUGGCAAGGGAGCUAUACCUUCUGAUAGCCGGUUUGCACUGGAAAAUUACAAAAAUCUCGCUAGCCGGUCACUGGUUGAUGAUGUUCUGAAAAAGGUUAAUGGUCUAAAGCCAAUUGCUGAUGAACUGGGUGUGCCUUUAUCUCAACUUGCAAUUGCAUGGUGUGCUGCUAAUCCAAAUGUCUCAUCAGUUAUUACUGGUGCUACUAAGGAGUCUCAGAUUCAAGAGAACAUGAAAGCUAUUGACGUCAUCCCCUUGUUGACUCCUGCUGUGAUGGAGAAGAUAGAAGCUGUUGUGCAAAGCAAGCCAAAACGUCCAGACUCGUUUAGGUAAAUCACUGGACGUAUACGGUUUCUAGGGUUUCACAAAUUAUGGGGCGGAUACAUUGUCCGGAUUCACCGGAAGGGCAAAGCUCACGCCUUAAUUCUGAUAUCACUCAUUGUGCCUGGUGUAUUUUCUUUUAUAAAAUCUAGUUUCAUUGCCUUGGGAGUUUUCAGAAAUCCACAAUUGAUUUUCAUGUGUGGGAGGUUCCUUUUCAGAUUUGAUUUUUUGUUUAUGGGUUGGCGGAUGUGCUUUGAUAAUGAUCUCAAUGUUGAAUUGAUAUGAACUGUUGUCGUAAAAAGAUAUCAAAUAUUCUUCCAUGUGAA